CACACCCACAGCAGCAAAGCGCGCAACAACAGCAAACAAACCAACAACCAAACCCACGUGCACACACCACACUCGCGUCGACGCACAGGCAACCAUGUCGUUGAGGAGCAAGGCGUCGCCGCUGUCGCCGGUUGAGGCACUGAACGCGCUGGCUGAUGCCCUGCUGGCUGCAAGUGCUACGUCGUCGCCCACUGUGCCCACGCCAACCACCGCGGGAGACGUGCACGCAUUUGUGGUGGCUUUGGACGAGGCCGUGUAUGCGCUGGCCAGCCAACCUCCAGCUGAUCAGCGGCUGGCACAGGCCGCGCUCCACCGCCUUGUGGAGGCCGUGUACCCAGCGCACGACGCUGGCGACGUUGCUGGCGGGCUGGCCGUGAUUGCAGAUCGCGUCCUCACACUCAUCUCGGAGCAGCUGGAUGUCUGGAACAGUGCCGACACAUGGCAGCGCGUGUUUGACCAGGGCGCCGCCGACAGCGAUUCCGAGGACGAGGACGCUGCCCAGACGUCCAUCUUUGAUGUUGAAGACGAGGUUUCAACCACCCCAGUUGCUUCCGACGACAGUUCUCGCAUCCCCAGAACCCGCAGGCGCAAGCCUGUGAUUCCCCUCGUUGUCCUCUGCGAUAUUGCGACCGUGGUGCUGACGUCGCCGGCGUGGGCGAAUGCACGCGGUCCAGUGUUGCGGGACCAGCUCUUGCCUCGCAUCGUCUCCACUAUGACGCAGUGGCUGCCACACACGUGUGUGAGCGGUCGCCGCCAGGCCCUUAUCGCCAUCACCACCUGCAUCAUCGACGUUGCUGGCGAGGAAGAGGCUGCCAAGCAGAUCUGGCCUGUGCUGCGAGACAUGACCAGCGAUCCCGAGAAGGACACCGGCCGCCUCGCCGUCGUGUGCAAGCUCAGCACAACCCUUCUUCGAAGUGACAGCGCAGCCGUUGGCGACCCGAUUCUCUGGCAACUCGUCCUCGACGCAGUCAGCCACAACGAUCCUGCCCAGCGCAAGCGCGCCAACCACAUUCUACGUACAUGGCAGUCCCAGCUCGCACCAGGCACAACCAUCACCGUCACGCCCGGCCGGCCGGCCCCUCUCGUCGUUGGCGAUGAAUGCACCGAAGUGCUCACAACUGCCCGUCUCAAGCAGUUGCAGGCGUCGUGGUCGAUGUUCGUGCUCGUCGCAGAAACGCUCGAAGUGAAGCAGAUUCACAUCAUCAGGCCUGCUGCGCAGAAGUUGAAGGCGUUGAUGAAGGAGAGUAUGGGCGUGAACGCCGUUAUCCCGCUGCCGUGGAUCGAGGCCCUCUUUGGGCUGAUGUUCGUGCACAACCGGGCGACCGCGCGCGUUCUGGGCGUCGUCACCUGUCUCUCCCUAAACUUUAAGGAGUCACCGCAUCUCGUGUCGGCGGCGUUUUUGUACGAGCACCUCGUCCCUGCAGUCGCAUCCGUUUCCCUCUACUCCCGGAACAUCAACGCCAAGACAGACGCAGACAGGGCCCCUAUGCCCGGGCCCCUCAUUGCGCCGUUUUUUGCGUCUCUGCUCUCGUCGCCGCUGCUGACGCACUCGGAUGUGAUUGCGCACCAGCGACGCUUCAUUGCAGCUGUCAACACACACUGCCGCCACGUCGUCCCAUUCAUCUUCCUCGCCAAGGUGAUGGUGUCGUGGCCAAAGCGCGACGACACGUGGGAUUCCGCCAGUUUGCAUGCGUUCCGCUUGGCAGCAGCGUACAACUGCAGGGCACAGGAGGUUGCGCUGCGCAAUGCGUCGCUGCAUGUGGUGCUGCGUGUGCUGAUGACCAACAUCACCGCCACCUCUGUUGCUCUCGAAGGAUUCCAUCUCCAGCCGCUCAUCGACCUCUUCUCCCUCUUCACAGCACGCGACUGCUGGGUCUUUGGCGAUGAUCUGUUCUGUGAGGCAUCAGCGUGGUUCCAGUCCCUCUUCCUCGAACCACAACAGCAGCAACAACAGCCCACCACCACCACCACCAAUGCUGCUGCCACCAUCCUGGAAUCGUUCCUGCGCGAUGGCGAUGGCGACCACGCAGCUGCUCCCCCGACAUCCCAGACUACGGGCACCGCCGUUGCUCUCCUUCUCCUCGCAGCACAGGGCACAGAUGUUGCUGACGCGUGCUUCUCCGACUUUUGGUCGACCCUUCGCUCCAUCUUCACGCGUACGCACAUGCCUGCGGGCCGCAAGACGCGGCUGCUGUCGCUGUUUACCGCGUGUGUUGAGCUGCUGCUGACGGCGGAUGCGCACGAGCCGCUCGGCUGUAGGACAGACGUCAUCCUCUUCCAGCAGCGCCGCCACACAACAGCGUUUGCGCAGGAGAUGAGCCAAUGGGCACGACGCAACAGCGCCGCUGCUGCCGAAAGCGUGAUGCAAUAUUGCCUGUCCAGGUGGACGCGCGAUGCGCUCGCUGUUCUCUCUGACCCGGAUGCAUUUGAGAUUGAGCUGGACGCCCUCCGUAUCCUCGCCAAGAUCACCCGCAGUAUCCACGCCGCUGUGGAACAACGCGCCCUUCCGUGGGCUAUGCAGAGCGAGGAGGAGGACCGCCGCCUCAUUGGCGUAUGCGCACUCGCGUGUUUGCCCACGGCAAAUGCCGGUGUUGGUGUGGACGGCGUCUGGUCAGACGACAUGUUGAGCGAGCGGGUGCUGCUGCUUGCCUCGUGCCGCGUGCCCAAGCGGUCUCUGUCAGCCGAGGAGCGCGAACGCGUGCCUGCAGGCAACAUGCCGUGGUCGCGGCUUGCCCGCCUUGCCCCCGAGCACUGCUGGGUUGGCGUGCGUGACGUCCUGUUUGCCGCCAUGCGCUGCUUUGCCGUCACGGCCCUCAGCCCAUUCGUUCCCUACCCGUCAACCAUCCAGCGCACACGCGAUGCUGUGGGUGGUGUUGGUGGUGUCCAUGGCGCGAGUGCUGUUGGUGCUGUGGCGGGACCCCGCGCGCGCAUGACGGGUGCUGGUCUGCGGGCGCUGCUGGUGGAGGUGACAGCCGCCAUCAACAGCAUGAUGCGCGAAGAGACAGUGCCCACCAUCACCGCCGCCGCGCUCGCCAUCUGGCUGACGCGCGUGGCGGACGUGGAUGCGCACGCCGUGCACGCGCUGCUGUCGACGCUCAUGCGCGAGCUAACGGCGGUCAAUUCGCACGGCCGCACAGUUGCACCGGGCCUGGCGCUGCUGCACGCGGCCAACGCUGUGGUGUUUAACCCGGUCGCCACGACAGCGGCUGCCAUGAACGUGGACGUGAUGGCAGCCGUGGCGCAGUGGGUGUCGGAGCUGUUGACUGUGGCGGAGAACGCGGGACGGGAGGAGAAGCGGGGCAUGAUGCUGAGCACGUCGCUGUGGCUCAGCAGCACGCUCACCCACGCCAACACGGCACUUGCUGUUGACGACAGCACGAAUGAUGGUCAUGGUGGCAGCGAUGCGCUGCAGCACGCGGUUGUGAAAGGGCUUGCGCCGACGGUGGCGAAGAUGCUGCUGUUUGGCCCCUUGACGCUGCCAACGCUCCUUGUCAUCUACGACACCAUCGCAUACUGCACAGCCGAGGGGCUCGUCACGCUGCAGCUUCCCAACGGGGUCACGUCGCCGUUGGAUUCCCGCGUGAAUCGCGCCAUCCUUCUCGGCGCUGUCUUCAGCCUCUCCCCGGCAACGCUUUCGCUGCUCUACCCUGCGCUGGCUGCUGCGGACGACGCCAUCACGGCCGACGGAUCCAACUUCCACACCAACACGCUCGACCACCGCUCGAAGCACCGGUGCUGGCAGGUGCUGGUGCUCAUGGCGGACCGCGGCACGGACGACGUGAAGGAUGCCCUGCUGCGGCGCUGUUUGGCACGCUUCACCUCGGAGCGGCAUCACUCUGUUCGGUACAUGAUUGAGUGGUGCCUGAUGCUCUUCCUCGCAGAGGGGCGCCUCUCCUUUGAAUCCCUCGCUAACAUGGACACCAACGCCGAGGCCAGGGUGGCGCACAUUUGCUCUGUGCUGACAGUGAUGUGGCGCGUCGUGGACGCCUAUCGCCCGCGUGAUUCAAAAUGGCUCGAGAUGUGCAGCUUUCUCCUCCAGUUCUCCCUUCCGCUCUCCCUUACCAUUCACAUGACGGCGCGGCUAUACAGCUCAACCACAUUUUACUCUGUCAUCAGGUUGUUGGAGCAGACGCGUGAUGAAGGGAACGGGCUGGAUAUCGAGUCGGUGCUGCGCGACCCGUAUCUGCAGCGAACAAAAGCAUUUCUGGAGCACGAGAGCGACGUCUUCAAAUACGUCACUGGCCUUCGCGCGGAUUUCUUCUUCUCCACGUUUGAUCCCAUCCACGACACGUCACUGGAGUUCAACUUUACGGAGGGCCCUGUGCUGUUUGGGCUGGCGGCGGACGAGGCGCUGUCGUCGCCAUUGAUUCGCCAGUUCUCCGAUGAGCGCGCGCUCGGGAAGUGGGCGGCACCUGCCCGCGCAAAGGCCGCAGACGCACUCAUUGGCAUGCGAUCCAAGCAAGAAGUCCGGCGCAUGGGCGAGGACGAGAGCGAGGAGGUGGACGCGAUUGGCAACGACGGUGACGAGCAAGGUGUCGGUGACGACAACGAAGAAGGCGAUGGUGCGCUUGACAUGGGCGCAGACAUCCAGAAGAAGAUUGACCCGUCCGCGCUCCUCGCCGCGCAGGACGAAGUCGCAUUUGGCGCAGAGAAUGCAGCGCAGAGCCAGCGGCACGCCACGCGCCAGCGGUCAAAGCUGGUCGUUGUCGCCUCCCUCAUCUCACUGGGCACCAACCUCGGUGGGCUGAGCCGCACGUGCGAAAUCUUCAACGUCGGCAUGCUUGUCCUUGCCGCCGAAAAAUACACGCGAACCAAGGAGUUUCGCGCGUUGAGCGUCACCUCAGAGCGCUGGCAGCACUUUGAGUUUGUUGAGCCAGCCAACCUCACGGAAUGGCUGCGCUCCAUGAAACAGCAGGGAUACACCAUCGUUGGUGUGGAGCAGACGGCGGACAGCGUGUCGCUGCCGCAGGUCAAGUUCCCAGAGUACACCGUGCUGCUGCUGGGCGACGAGGCAAAAGGCAUCCCCGCCGACCUCCUCACGGAGACGGACGUGAAUGUGGAAAUCCCGCAGAAGGGCGUCACGCGGUCCCUGAACGUGCACGUGAGCGCAUCGCUGCUCAUCUACAAAUACGCAGAGCAGCACGUGUUUGUGCAGUAGUGAGCGUUGUUUGGCAGGGGCACGUGAAGCGUUUGCCACGUCAUGAUGAACUUUUGUUUCUUUGCUUGAUUGAUUGCUUGAUUGCUUGCUUUGAUUUGCGUGCGUAUUGGAGUGGGAGUUGAUACAAAAUGCA
Molecule: messenger RNA, 5291 nt
Organism: Salpingoeca rosetta
Lineage: Eukaryota; Choanoflagellata; Craspedida; Salpingoecidae
Exons: 33
Coding region: 95-5158 (1687 amino acids)
Biological process (GO): tRNA methylation
Molecular function (GO): RNA binding; tRNA (guanine) methyltransferase activity
Source: RefSeq, a predicted model, not a curated record